This is a messenger RNA of Anopheles cruzii, 891 nucleotides long. RefSeq lists its product as uncharacterized. NCBI's taxonomy places the organism in Eukaryota, Metazoa, Arthropoda, Insecta, Diptera, Culicidae. The coding region runs from base 1 to 891 and encodes 296 amino acids. The transcript has 2 exons. The record is from RefSeq and is a predicted model, not a curated record.
AUGGUGACUGCUGCAUUACUUCACGCUAACGCGCUGAUAGCCGUCACCGGACUCGUCACCCUGGGGCUGUUCUGUGCCGGCGUCUCCGGCGAGAAGUUUCACUUUCCCGACUUUGUCGCCAUCGAGCACAACGAAGCACCGGUGUGUGGCGGAUGGAUCAUCGAUAAGCCGUUCCGGAGGUACGUCCUCACGACGGAACGGUGUGCCGCGCGCGCUCCACCUCGUGACUUGCUCGUGCGCCACGGUACGGCGCGAGUAACCUGGCGGACGUACAGUAGUGGCGUCGAUCGGAUACUGCACCACCCGUCCCAUGACCAGCGGCACCGGCUGGUGGUGCUCAGUACCUUCGGGAAGUUCCCGAAGCAACCGACAGCCGACGAAGGGCCGACGCUGCGCGAACUCUACAACGGCACGGUGGUGCUCGGUUGGCGCCGGAAUCAGGCUGGCUUCCUGGAGAAAAGUAUCCUGAUUUUGGAGAACCAUGAACUCGACUUUGCCCCAAAGCUCGUCGGUCACCUGCUUUGCAACGAACCGGAUACGUUCCUGGUGGAGGGUGGACUACUGGUGCGUAAUCUGAAACCGUACGCCAUGAUGUCGGUGGUUCCGGACGAGACUGGCCCGUGCGGGAUGGCGGUGGAUGUGGUGGACGUCGGAGGUGCUACUGCGGGCAGCGAGUGGAGUUUGGCCAUUUUGCGGGACUACGUUGAGGGCGCCACUGGUACACUGCUGGAGGACUCGUCGGAGACGAAACCGCCGGUGCACUCAGUCACCGAACCCAACACACUGUUCGGGUACAUCGUCUACAUGAUCUUCCUGGGCUACAGUGUGCUCUACACACUGCUCUACUUUGUGUUCGGUGUCGGAGGCCUCUACGCCAGCACGUCGUUGUAG